UGAUGUUUUUUACAAUUUUUUAUGGAAACUUUAAUUAUACAAAAUGAUAUAUAUCAACCAUAAAAGUUACAACAAAAAAUCCCACAACUGAAUAGGGUCCAAAAUAAUUGCAAGCAAUACAUAAAAGCACGUUGGUCCGACAAUGUAACCUACAACACUGAACAAAACUUUAUUUCCCUUUUGAUAAUUGGGAUAAUUUCUAAACAGAAACAACCAAGAUUCGAACCAAACCGGACAAAAAGAACCUCCCACAAGAAGCUGCUUUGCUCAGUCACCCUAUAAAUACAUCCGCAAAACCAUCUCUCUACAUAACACAAACACAUCAAACUUAAACAAAUUUAAAGUUCUAUUUUCUUGAAUCUUGGCGUGUUCUUGUACCGUCUAAUGGGAGGCAACGGCAGAAAGAAGUUCUCGCUCUUUAGCUUCUUUAAAUCACGAAGGUCUUCUCACAGAGUUGAAGCAGACGCAUGGGACGACGGCGUAUACACAAGAAAGGCAUGGGCCAGCGACGAGGACAAGCGUUAUUGGGUGGCUGAGCCAGGUAUUGACCGUAAAGCCUCUGCCUUCAUCGCCAAGUUCCAUGCCUCUCGUGUCUCUGAGUCUGAGUGCCAAACUCUCCCUCCUUGCCAGUCUCAUCAUAACUAGCCAUCAUAAUCAUGAUGAUGAUGAUGGUGAAUGAAAGAAUGCCAAUAGCUUAUUUAGUUUGGUUCUGUAUAUUCUCUGUUCUUUUAUGUUCAUGAUGGUGUCCUUAUGAUGAUUUGUUUAUAAAAUGCCUUGUAUGCAGUUCAAAGCCAUUCUCUACAAUUAAUAGUAUAAAUGGACUUGACAAUUCCAUAA
Messenger RNA from Brassica napus (rape), 837 nucleotides. RefSeq lists its product as uncharacterized. The transcript has a single exon. NCBI's taxonomy places the organism in Eukaryota, Viridiplantae, Streptophyta, Magnoliopsida, Brassicales, Brassicaceae. The record is from RefSeq and is a predicted model, not a curated record. Bases 385 to 645 code for a protein of 86 amino acids.